UUUUUUUUUUUCUUUGUUACAUUAUUAUUGUUAUACUUUUGGUCUUUGAGUCUAUCGUGGACAAAGAAUUACACUAACAAGAUGCAUAGGUGCGGAAACUUUACAAGUGAGUAUUCUUCUCCUUUUCCCAACUUGCUCCCUCCACUCCUUUCCCUCCCCCCCCCCACCCCUCCUCCGAGCUUCGUCAGUCCGACUCCAUGCGACUACACGUGCUUCCAUUUACGAUGGCUCGCCUACGGUCCAAGCAGCUCGUUCCUACCUCGGUCUUGUCACUAACAUUUCUCUGCAAGAAUGCUGGAAGAUCCGUCCUACUCGGAGAUUGUGCGGUGGGGUGAUGAAGGGGACAGUUUCGUCGUCUUGGAGUGCGAGAAAUUUACAAAAACAAUUCUCCCCAAACAUUUCAAACAUAGCAAUUUUGCCAGCUUCGUACGACAACUGAACAAGUAUGAUUUCCACAAAGUGAGACAAAAUAAUGAAGAGAAUGGUCAAUCACCGUAUGGGCAGAAUGCGUGGGAAUUCAAGCAUCCCGAAUUCCGUGCAAACAGCAAAGAAUCACUCGACAAUAUCCGACGGAAGGCGCCCGCCCCUCGCAAACAGACCCAGAGCAACGAGGACUCGGUCCCCACGCAACAGAUCGACCUUUUAAAUUCGCAAAUAUUGGCGCAGCAACAACAAAUUCAACAUCUCUCGGAUCGGUAUGCCCAGUUAACCGUGGACCACCAGAUCAUGCUGCAGGAGGUGAUGAGAGUCCAAAAGACAGUCCUAAACCACGAGCAUGUCAUCCACCAACUGAUGACCUACCUCUUAUCGGUGGAUGCUCGCCAACGGCGAGACAGUAAAGCCUCCGCGCCUUUCCAGGCCCAAGGCCAGGGGGGUUCGACCUUAAGCCCUUCCCAGGUGGCGUCGAUGGACGAUGAACCUUCGUCACCCUUGCAGCAUGCCUCGAAACUUCUCAAUGACAUGAACGCCGAAAUCCAGUUCAAUCUCAGUGGCCUUGAUUCGCUAGGCGAGCCACCAAAGACCGGCCCCGUUGUGGCCCCUACACCCGCACUGGAAACUGCGCCGCGGAAUGGCGUGGUGCGCCCACCGACUGCGGCCGCCACGACCCCCGCAAACCCAGCCAAUCCCGCGAAUGCCGCAACCGCAGCCUUGGUUUAUCCGAAGAUGAAUGGCGAGAUUGAACCGGUCGUGUACCCGGUGGGUGCAACCAAUGGAAUCGAUCCGAUGUAUAGUGAGCACGUCAACAAUGUCCCUUACCCAAUGCCACCCAAACAAGAAGUCGACGAUACUCGAAGGCAGUUCCCAGACAGUCGGAAAAAGAGCACGAAUGUUGAUCCGGGGUGGAUGCGUAGCCCGCAUAUCUUACUGGUCGAAGACGAUGCGACGUGUCGGCAAAUUGGCGGAAAGUUUCUCUAUUCGUUUUCCUGCGUGAUUGAUACUGCUUUUGAUGGACUUGAGGCGGUGAACAAAAUACAGGAUGGCUCGAAAUAUGACCUGAUUCUGAUGGAUAUCAUUAUGCCCAACUUGGACGGUGUCUCGGCGUGUCACCUCAUUCGGCAAUUCGACCGGACACCUAUUAUUGCAAUGACGUCUAACAUUCGAAGUGAUGACAUUCAACUUUACUUCCAACAUGGAAUGGAUGAUGUUCUGCCGAAACCUUUUACGCGAAAGAGUCUUCUGGAUAUGCUGGAGAAGCACUUGGUUCACCUGAAGACUAUUCCGCAAGGCAUGGAAGCAGCCCAACCUACGGCGGCAGUUACAAUGGCUGCACAGAGCUCCGCAGGCCAGUCGGUCAAAGAGGACAGCUCCCCUAGCCAAUCGCCAUCUACAUCAAUCAACAAUUGGCAAACGCCGAGCCAGUUCCAGGGCAUGGCUACUGUUCAUCCUAACCUUCAGCAGGUUCCAGGUCAAUAUGUGCCUGCGGCCCCUCCUGCUGCCGCUGCAUAUGCGGUAGAUCAGAAUGGGGUGCAGUAUCCCACAGCUCCUGUGGCCCUCCCGGCUGCGGCUACAGCUGCAGCACGGCCGCAACAACGACGGCAGGUCUCUGACAUGGCCAGUGCUGCCGAAAACCCCAACCUCGCCAAGCGACCGCGUGUAUAUGCGGCUCAGCCUCAAACGAUGGUCAACCCCGUGCAGGCCGCACGGACCGGCUAAGCGUCGCUUACCUCAAGUCCUGUAUAUUUCCCAACCAACCCACCACCUAUACUGCAUUACUCUCCACCUAUCUUCACUCACUACAUCCCCCUUUCACGAUCGCUAUCUCCGCUAUAUGAAAUCUCUACCCGUACGAUACCGUUGACCCCUGGUGGAUCUUUGAUAACUUACGGCGUUUAUAAGGCUUUUAAUUAUUUAUCUUUUUUGACUUCUUUGCUUCCCCUUGCGGAUACUCUCAGCAGAACUGUUUGUUUCACCGUUGUUUUUCCAUUAUAAAGGGAUAUAAGGGAGUUUUAACUAUAUUAGGUCGGGGCAUCCAGACUGAUUAUUUUUUUUUUUUUUGGGUGGUGUACUUGUUGCUGUAAUUACUUGGACAUGUUACGUGGGUAAAUUGUCCUGUUGAGUGGAAGAUCCACGGUUGGCGCAUUUUUUGCUGUUUCGGAAUUGGAACACAAUUUGAUGGUGCUUAUAUCCUAGCCACACUACCACAAUACAAAACACAACUCAUCCAUUCA
Aspergillus alliaceus is the source of this 2669-nucleotide messenger RNA. RefSeq names its product putative stress response transcription factor SrrA/Skn7 (gene skn7). The transcript is spliced from 5 exons. Bases 292 to 2154 code for a protein of 620 amino acids. Gene Ontology annotation, molecular function: sequence-specific DNA binding; DNA-binding transcription factor activity; phosphorelay response regulator activity. NCBI's taxonomy places the organism in Eukaryota, Fungi, Ascomycota, Eurotiomycetes, Eurotiales, Aspergillaceae. Gene Ontology annotation, biological process: phosphorelay signal transduction system; regulation of DNA-templated transcription. The record is from RefSeq and is a predicted model, not a curated record.